Molecule: messenger RNA, 1998 nt
Organism: Megalops cyprinoides (Indo-Pacific tarpon)
Lineage: Eukaryota; Metazoa; Chordata; Actinopteri; Elopiformes; Megalopidae
Gene: scly
Product: selenocysteine lyase
Exons: 13
Coding region: 259-1590 (443 amino acids)
Source: RefSeq, a predicted model, not a curated record
GCUCUUCUGCCACGCAUCUCCCACUGCCUGAUGAAUGGGAAGCAACUGUGAAUGAUUAACCAAAUACCAUUUUUAAAUCUUUACAACAAACAGUUAACAACCAAGAGGCUGUAGAUUAUUGAUAGAUCGCAGCAUAGAAGCAUCACCGUAUGUUAGCUUUUCAUUGACGUUGCAUCCCAACCCUGGGAAAGGAGCAGCUGUACCGCUUUGCUUUAGAAUUCAAUCAGCCUUCUCGUCGUACCUCUACAUCUCCAGCCGAUGGGUGAUGAGGGAGGUUUGGCUUGCGGGGUCCACCAUGCGCUUGGGGGGCAUUCCAUCUGGCAGCAUCAUGAUCAGCAGGAAGAGAGAAUCUACAUGGACUACAAUGCCACCACCCCGCUGGAGUCAGAGGUCAUACUUGCCAUCACUGAGGCCCUGCAUGACGCCUGGGGGAACCCUAGCAGCAGCUACCGCACUGGCAGGAAAGCCAAAACCAUUAUCAACCAGUCCAGAGAGAAUGUUGGCAGAAUGGUUGGAGGCCAAGCAGAAGACAUCAUCUUCACAUCUGGUGGAACCGAGGCAAAUAACCUGGUGUUCCACACGGCAGUCAAGCACUUCUGGGAGAGCUGGGAAGCAGCAGAGAGGAAGGGGCAGGAGAAGAGCCAUCUGAAUGGAAAGGCCAUUCUGCCUCAUAUCAUCACCUCCAAUGUGGAGCAUGACUCGGUCAGACUGACUGCUGACAGCCUAAUGAAAGAGGGGAAGGCAGAUGUCACCUUUGUGCCCGUUUCCAAGGUCACGGCCCGAGUGGAGGUGGAGGACGUGAUGGCCGCCGUGCGCCCCACUACCUGUCUCAUCUCAGUCAUGUUGGCCAAUAAUGAGACAGGGGUCUUGAUGCCAGUUAGAGAGAUUUGUGAGAGGGCGAGAUGCCUCAACAAACAGCGGCCUGCUCCCAGAAUCCUUCUGCACACCGAUGCUGCCCAGGCCAUCGGCAAGGUGCGAGUGGAUGUGCAGGAACUGGGCGUAGAUUAUCUCACCAUCGUUGGACACAAGUUUUAUGGCCCACGGAUUGGUGCACUGUAUGUGAAUGGGCCUGGAACCAUCACCCCUGUAUUUCCCAUGUUCUUUGGAGGGGGGCAGGAGAGGAACUUCAGACCAGGGACAGAGAACACACCAAUGAUUGCUGGUCUUGGGAAGGCAGCGGAGCUGGUGAGCUCGCACCUGCCUCAGCAUGAGAGCCACCUGCGGGACAUCAGGCUGUACCUGGAGCAGCGCUUGCAGGAUGUCUUUGGGAUGGAGAAGAUCCGUUUUAAUAGCCAUUUUCCUGGCUUGGAGUCCCUCCCAAACACCUGUAAUGUGUCAAUACUCGGCCCGGGACUGCAAGGACAAAGAGUGCUGUCCAGCUGCAGGAGGCUGCUGGCCAGUGUGGGAGCGGCAUGCCACUCAAACAGAGGAGACAGGCCCUCCCACAUCCUUCUGAGUUCUGGCAUCCCAGCGGAGGUGGCAGCCAACGCGCUGCGCCUGAGCGUGGGCCGCAGGACCACCCGUGGAGACGUGGACCUGGUGGUGGAGGACCUCUGGGAGACUGUGCGGUGCUUGGAGGGGCAGGACUAAGGCCUGGCCAAAGGAGCCCCGCCCACACAUGGAGCUGGGUGCUCCAUGAGUAAUAUAUUAUUCUUAUGUAAGGGUUUAGAUGCUAUUAGAUAAAAUAUGCAGAAAAGCACUGUUCGCUAAGAUCAGUGACAAAGCCCCAGUCCAUUUUCUAGAAGAGAUGCAUAUUGAAGGUCAAUGCACUUAUCUUUGCUUGGGUGGAUUUUGUGUGUAUAUAAAGGAUUUUAAUGGAUUUUAGCUUGUAUGUGAUCUAAUUAUGUGAUUAUUUUUGUGAAAAAAGGAGGCUUAAAUUGCAAUAUUUUGUGUGCACUAAAUGCUGUUGCAAGAAGUGUUAGCAGUGUCAAAGGUUCACUGUUCACUGUAUCACUGUUCAAAAUACUGUAUGUGAAAUGACAAAUAUGUUAGUUGCAG